Anopheles maculipalpis is the source of this 3231-nucleotide messenger RNA. RefSeq lists its product as uncharacterized. The record is from RefSeq and is a predicted model, not a curated record. NCBI's taxonomy places the organism in Eukaryota, Metazoa, Arthropoda, Insecta, Diptera, Culicidae. The transcript is spliced from 5 exons.
AUGUUCUGCACUUGUUUCACACUGCAUUUGAAUACAAUCGAUGUGCAACAGCAUGUACGUUUAGCGCGCGAAUGGGACGUGCGUGGUUACUUAAAUGCAAUGGCUACCUGGAUGGUGAUUUUGCUGGUGGGAGUGAUAACGGAGCAAGGAUAUGGUUGGAAUCUUCCCAACACGUAUUAUCAAGGAGCUGGCAAUGGAUACGUUGGAGGACGUAACGGUGGUACGCUAAGCAAUCAGGCUCUAGCAGGUGCCAGUGCUGGUUCGUGGAAUGCGGGUGGAGUUGGUAGUGUUGGUGGUGGAUACCCGUUUCAAGGCCAAUCAGGUGGAGAUUAUUUUAUUUAAGGAAUUUCCGGUGGAGUCGAUCGAACUAGAGACUUUGCAGGCAAUCAGUGGACAGGUGGCAAUGGUAGAGGAGGAUCAACAGGAGGACUAGUAGGUGGCGUGUCUACUGAUAGCGUUGGAGCGGAUAGAACAGGUUAUCAGCAGGGAGGGGCAAUUAGUUCUUCAGUUCCUUUAGCUACAGGUUCUGAAGGUGUUGUUGGGGGGUACAACAAUCAAGGUUCCAAUUUUGGUCCAGGUCAGUUUAAUCCUAACCAUAACAAUGGACCAGCCCCGGAUACUGAUGGAGGUGCUUUUGGAGCAUCGGGAGCAGGGUUUGGAGCAGGGGGAGCUUAUCAUCACGGUAACCGUCUCGAUACAGCAACGUACGGACGUCCUUCAAUAAACAGCGGUCCCUCCGUUGAACCAUGGCGCUACGGAGUUCCAGCUAGUUACGGUGGUUAUGGGGGAACAAGAUGGCCCUGGCAUGGCAAUGGCUACGUUUACCGGGUCCCAGUAGCCCACGUUAAUCCGGACGGAAGUUAUAGCUUUUCCUACUACACACCACAUUCGUCUCGUGAAGAAGUCGGUCACAGUAAUGGGAAUGUCGAAGGAACCUAUGGUUUCCAGAACGAUGGUGCAAAGCACAAUUUCUCCUUCAAUGCAGGACCGGAUGUAGAUUUGCGGUCAACCAUCGGUAACACCCGGGCUGGUGCUCUCAAUCCGGAGGAGUAUGGACCACAGUCGGUUCAUUCGCGGGCCCGUUUACCAUUAGCACCAGCAUCCUUCCGACCGGGUGCUCAGCUUCCCAACAGUUGGUCCAGCAGAGGCGGUGUUGAUGGUGGAACAGUCACUGAUGGUGAAAAUGCAAAUGAUCAAAGUACACUUGCCGUUGUUGGGCUACCGAAAACCUCCACGGAAGCAACCGAUAUCUCACAGCCUACUACACCCAAUCAAAUAGUGCGUGGAUCAACGGAACCGGUUGGUACAAACGAUCUUGAUGGACGUUUAUCUCAACCAAAUGAUGCCGGUUUGACAGGGGUUCAAGGUGUGACCCAGGAUGGAACAGUAACAACCGUUCGUCCUCUGGAUGGUUCAGUGGAACAAGUGGUAACGCGUCCUGAAAAUGAAGUACCCUCCUAUAGCAAUGAAAUCAGUCAAAAUGGAGGUGCUCGAGAUGGUGGUGCUGCUCCAAUUGAUAGAUCGUACCGUUUCGGUUACCAAACACCGGAUGCGGCACGCGAGGAAGCAGCCGAUCAGGAUGGAAACGUUCGUGGAUCGUUUUCGUACAAUAAUGAGGUAGGUCGUAAUGAUCUGCAGUAUGUAGCCGGAGCUGGUAUGGGCUUUCGUCCAACCGGGGGAAGUUUAUCCGUACCGAAUGGUUUACCCGCGGCUGGUUCUGUUUUUGGCGGUGAUGGUACACUAAAUGGUGCUGGUUUUGGUGAUGAUGGCGGAUCUUCCGCAUUUCAAAAUCAAGGAGGACAAGUUGGUGCUGGAGUAGAAGGAUCUUUCAGAGGAGUUGGAUUUGCAGCGGAUGGACGCCGAUUGGCUUCAGGCAAUCAAGGAACACAAUUCGGUACUGGAGUAGGAAAUGAUUUUGGAGGAGCUACUGAUUUUGGAGCUUCCGGCAGUCAAGCAGCACAACUCGGUGCUGGAGCAGGAGGAUCAGGAGGGUCUUUCGGUACAGGCUUUGGAGGUGAUGGACGCUCAUUGGCUUCCGGUAAUCAAGGAACACAAUUUGGCGUUGGAACAGGUGGAUCAGGAGGGCCUUUUGGUACAGGUUUUGGAAGUGAUGGACGCUCAUUGGCCUCCAGUAAUCAAGGAACACAGCUCGGUACUGGAGCAGGAGGAUCAGGAGGAUCUUCUGGUACAGGAUUUGGAGGUGAUGGACGCUCAUUGGCUUCCGGUAAUCAAGGAACACAAUUUGGCAUUGGGACAGGAGGAUUAGGAGGAUCAGGAGGAUCAGGAGGAUCUUUUGGCCCAGUAUUAGGUGGCGAUAGAAACUCAUUGCCUUCCGGUGAUCAGGGAACACAGCUCGGUACUAGAGCAGGAGGAUCAGGAGGAUCUUUUGGUACAGGUUUUGGAGGUGAUGGACGCUCAUUGGCUUCCGGUAAUCAAGGAACACAAUUUGGAGCUGGAACAGGAGGAUCGGAAGGAUCUUAUGAUAUAGGUUUUGGAAGUGAUGGGCGCUCAUUGGCUUCUGGUAAUCAAGGAACACAAUUUGGCGUUGGAACAGGAGGAUCAGGAGGAUCUUUCGGUACGGGCUUUGGAGGCGAUGGACGCCCAUUGGCUUCCGGUAAUCAAGGAACACAAUUUGGCGUUGGAACAGGAGAGUCAGGAGGAUCUUUCGGUACGGGCUUUGGAGGUGAUGGGCGCUCAUUGGCUUCCGGUAAUCAAGGAACACAAUUUGGCGUUGGAACGGGAGAGUCAGGAGGAUCUUUCGGUACGGGCUUUGGAGGUGAUGGGCGCUCAUUGGCUUCUGGUAAUCAAGGAACACAAUUUGGAGCUGGAACAAGUAAUGCCUUUGGAGGAAACGGAAAGGCUUUCGAUACAGGCUAUGGCAACCAAGGGACACAGUUUGGAGCUGGAGGAAACUUUGGAGGAUCUGAUGGAAGGUCGUUUGGCUUUGGUAAUCAAGCAGGACAAGGAUUCUCCCCACUAGGUAGAGGAGCAACGGGUGGUUUUACUGGUAGUCAAGGAACCACACGUAACCCAGUAACUAGAAGCCCACCGGUAAAUGCGUUCAACGGUUUCACUGGUUCUGUUCCAUCAGCUUCUAGAGAGGACGGAACAGAAGAGAACACUACCAUAAACGCCGAAGAUUCUGAUCAAACAACAACGUUCGGUGGUUACGGUGAUGUGCAAUCUGGCUCUGGUUUGUUCACCAACGGAAACCGUCGUUUAAUUCAGUGA